This is a messenger RNA of Callorhinus ursinus (northern fur seal), 864 nucleotides long. Its product is annotated as olfactory receptor 14K1-like. Gene Ontology annotation, cellular component: membrane. Gene Ontology annotation, biological process: G protein-coupled receptor signaling pathway. The record is from RefSeq and is a predicted model, not a curated record. NCBI's taxonomy places the organism in Eukaryota, Metazoa, Chordata, Mammalia, Carnivora, Otariidae. Gene Ontology annotation, molecular function: olfactory receptor activity; G protein-coupled receptor activity.
AUGGAAUUCUUGCUUCUGAGAUUUACUGAGAACCAGAUGCUCUUGAGGCUACAUGCUGUGUUUCUCUUCCUGAUCUACCUACUGGCCAUAGUGGAGAAUUUAAUUAUCAUGUUCCUCACAAUUCUUGACCAACACCUCCACACUCCAAUGUACUUCUUCCUAAGGCAUUUAUCCUUCUUAGAUAUGUGUCUCAUUUCUGCCACAGUCCCCAAAUCCAUCCUCAAUGCCAUCACCUUCACUGACUCCAUCUCUUUCCUGGGUUGUGUGUUACAGCUCUUCCUUGUGGUACUAAUGUCUGGGUCCGAGAUUGGCAUUCUCACUGCAAUGUCUUAUGACUGCUAUAUUGCCAUCUGUCAUCCUCUGCAUUAUGAAGCUGUUAUGAGCAAAGAGGUCUGUGUCCAGCUGGUGUUAGUCUCCUGGCUCAGUGGAGGGGUCUUCAGAAUCUUGUACUCAGCUGGGACAUUCUCUUUAAAAUUUUGUGGGUCCACUAAGAUACAUCAGUUAUUUUGUGAUGUGCCUGCCCUACUGAAGCUCACUUGUUCUGUGGAACAUGCAACUAUUAAUGUCAGUGUGGCCAUUGGGGUCUGUUAUGGAUUUGUGGUCUCUUAUGUACAUAUUUUCUCCACUGUGUUAAAUAUCCCAACCAGACAGAAACAGGGCAAAGCCUUUUCCCCCUGCUUGCCUCACCUGAUUCUGGUGACUACAUUCCUUCUAACAGGUACUAUUGCUUAUUUGAAGCCAACCUCUCAUGAGCCUUCUCUCCUGGACUUGUUCAUGUCUAUGUUCUAUUCUGUGGUACCUCCCACCUUGAACCCUGUUAUCUACUGUCUGAGGAGCAAAGAUAUUAAAUUAGCUCUUGCUUAA